Molecule: messenger RNA, 4086 nt
Organism: Boeremia exigua
Lineage: Eukaryota; Fungi; Ascomycota; Dothideomycetes; Pleosporales; Didymellaceae
Exons: 3
Coding region: 198-3728 (1176 amino acids)
Source: RefSeq, a predicted model, not a curated record
UUGCUACGAUCCCCGGCCGGCCGACGCGCGCAUCGCUUGCAGCGCAGCUAUUCUUCACUAACACAGCAACAAGUCGACAUGAUCAGCUAAUCCAGGUGCGCUGCUGUUCUUGUUGUACUCUCCGACCCUUCGCGACGCGUACUUCUCGCCUUCGACCGUCCCAUCUCGUCGCCGCCGCACACACGAAUACGUUCGACAUGACGACCGCCCGUAGCAAGGUACCCGCCAUUGGGUCAGCGCAAUGGAUCUUGGAGGAGCGACACCAGUCGAACGAUCUUGUCUCACAAGAAUUGGAGGAUUUUGGCUUUUCUGUGCGCAAUGAGCUGGAAUGGCUUAAUGAGCACAUGACGGAUGUCUUCGCUGAGGAUGGGCAACAUAAUCUCGACGUCUUCAAAACACCUGGGAAGUUACGUGGCAAGACACCUCACACAACACGCAAGAGGACGGUUGCGGAGCCUCGACAGCCUCUUGCGAACCUCUUCGCAGCAGACCUUCAGCAGCGCACAACGCCGGCUGAGCAGAGUCUACGAGAGAUCGCCCAGAGAAGUACAGCCAAAUCAAAAUUCCACAUCGCUGAAGACAACGAGAACGAAAGCCCUGCCCCAUCGCCGAAACCACCGACUCCUGUUGCACGCCAGUUGUUCUCAAAGGCAUCGAGCAACGACAGAGAGAAUCCGGUUGACAGCUUCGAUCAUGAGUACUCCGACGAACACUCACCGCCCCAGCCUGCUCCUGCGCAGUGGGCCUCAUUUGAUACGCAAGACACAGCUUUCAGCUCACAAGCUGAUGGUGUCUUCUCUCCGCCACGCACACAAACGACCCAGGCCACACAGUCCUUCAGAAACUCAACGCAUGAUCUGGAUAUUGAUGAAGUCGGGGAAAAGGACGCGCCAGAGGACUCGUUCGUUUCGGCCUUCGACGCCUUCGGCACCAACAAUGCAUCCAACGAGAACCUGCGCCAACAAGCAGAGCUGAACGACGCGCUUCUUGAUGAAGAUUUUGAGGAGGAUCUGCGAACAGAAAGCCGUGGCACUGUCGUGCACCACGACCUUGACACUGCAGAUGAUGAGGACGAAUACGACGAGAUACAAGGAUUCUCACAUUUCCCAAAGUGUCCUCGUGUUGUGUCCGACUCCUACAGUAUUGGCGCUGAGACACACGAAGCUCUCGAUACCGCAAACCAACGAGCUCACGCGCCUGAGCCUAAAAUGCUCCUUGACCCUACAGAACACGAGCACUCUCAGACACCAGCCGGCCAACCGCCAACCUCCUUCGAAUAUGCACCACAUAAUGAGACUAUUGGUCACCACGACGAGGACGAUGAAAUGGAGGCUGAUGAUGAGCCCGCGCCAUCAGAGCACUCCAGUCCCGUGAAGGCGCUGGUUAGGAAAAGCAGUCUCACGUUUGCCUGUCUACCUGCACGGGAGCCAAUUCUUUCGAAGAAGAGUAUGGGACGAACAAGUCAAAUCAGGCAGACUGGAGGCAAAAGCCUCGGAGCGUCCCAGAUUGUGCAGUCCUUGGAGUCGCAACUUGAUGGGAAUAUGGAGAUGGAUGAUGAGCGACCUACUUUACAGCGCGAGGAGUCGGAAACAACGAAAACACACAACAAGACCUCGACACAGCGUUUAUUCGAGCGUUUCCAGAUGCUCGAGCAGCACGCGCCACCGAAACGCAUCAGCCAAAACAUCCUAUCGCAACCUUCUAGACCUUCAGUCUACCCUGCUGCGGCCUCACAGCAGAAGGAGAUCGUUUUGUCCCAGCAGGCGUCGCACUCGCAGCCUUCAUACCCCACUCUCCCGGCGGAAUCUGAACACGAAGAAGUAGAGGAAGAGGAGGACGACGAUUCUUGGAUCGCUGCACCGAGCAAGACAACCGCUUCGGCAGCUAAUCUUAUCAGGCCUCCAAUCAAUAAGAGCCACACUGUGGCAAUCCAUCCCUCGCCGCACAAACUGAAGCCAUCGCCUAUCAAGCUGGUCUCGGCAUCUAACCCUGAUCUCUCAGCAGCUGCGGACUCGACUACACCGGUCGGCUCCCCAGCUGGUAAGAAAUACAUGGAUGCUCCUCUCAGCGCGUCAAAGGCUAAAUUUUACUCAGCUCUUCGUGCCGCGAAGGACAAACUUAUUGGCUCUACUGCAGCUAGUGCGCAGGUUAAGCUCGAUGCCCUGUCUUCCAGCCCCAAAAGACCAGAGCUGCAAGCUGCUUUCUCAGAUGAUCUUAUGGGUAGCCCAAAGCGCGUCGAAAGACCGAUCUCUAUCUUCUCUCAUAUGCGAACGCCAUCAAAGGAUUCUAUCAAGUCCAGCAAAUCUACAAAAUCCAUGAAGACCGACAAGUCCGCCGAGGCCCCAGGCAGUCCCGCUAAAGAUCGCAAAACCCGCAGCUCGACUGAGCGUGAGAAGACCAAAGAACGAGAGGCACGCGAGAAGGAGAUGUUGCAAAGGCAGAAGAGCGAAGACAAGCUGAAAGAAAUGCGCGAGAAGGAACAGACGAAGGCUGCAGCAUACCACAAGAAGACGGCAUCGGCGACUAUCGCGAAGACGCCCUCACAGAUGCCAUCUCAGACUAGCCUUAAGCCGGCCUCGUCUAUCAGCACGGUACCCAAGCCAGCGUCACGACCUGAUUCCGUGCGCCUCAACUCGGCACCGAAGGAUCAGAACACCGAUUCGGCUGACGAGAUGCCACCGCCCCCUCCACCGAAAAGCUUGCUUCCCACCUUCCCAACAACCAAGGUCAGACCGCCUAAGAAGCUUGUCAAGCCAAAUAGUAAAGAUGCGCUUCUCAAGCCACAGGAGCCGCAGAAGAUCUUUAUCAAAAACCAAUACACUCGAGCACCACCGCCAGCGGCCCGUCCUGCCCCCAUCUCAUCAAAGUCGACUGGUUCGUCGACUCUUGGGAAGUCUUCCUCAUCCAAACCUACUGCAGCUACGCUUUCAAGGCCCGGCACAGCGAUGGCCAACAAGGUUGCACCGUCAGCAAAGUCGGCGCCGAACACGCUGAAGGCUCCGCCUCAAUCAAAGGCACCGCGACCGCAACUCCAAGCUACUGCGACCUUCGAGAAGCCAAAGCCUCAAGCAUCUCAGUCGCGUGCCGAUCUCCCAGCUGCCCGAGCCCCCACAACCCUGAGGACUGUUCAGGAUGCAAACUCGAUUCGCGUACCCCCAGUUAACACAGCUAAGCCUCCCAAGAGAGGUCUUGAUAACGAUGCCGAAACAAUUCAGCGGCCACCCAAACGACCAUCUCAGCUGAAGCAGAACCCGAUUACUCCCGGACAUCCAUCACAGUAUGCCAAGGGCAAAAUCCCCGGUCUUGAUUCUGCCAAAGCAUCGCACUCAAAGCCGAUUCAACCGUCUAUGCAAUAUCCCAAUGGCGACGAUAUCAAACUUCCCGAGAUCAUGACCGACAGUGAAGAUGAAGACUCAGACAAUGAGUUUGAGCAGCCCUCGUGGGUCAAUACACCCAACUUGCGGGAGAUGUUAUCCACACAGCAGCUCAUGGACCCCGAGGCAAUUUUUGGCCCCAUUGCUCCGUUGAACAUGGAACAAGUAUUCCCGAACAAGGAACGGCACAAGCGAUUCCGUGAAAGAACUUCAAGUGCAUACUGGGUUCACGAUCAGGUCACAGAAGAGGAGAAGAAGAAGGAAAGAGAGGCAAGGGAGAGAUUGGUGCGCGAGGGCGCAUGGACGUACAAUCCGUCUCCCAGGCCCACACCAAGGGCUGGACCAAGUCACUAGGAGUGUCUAGAUAAGACACGCUUGUAGAUAUGAUGUUACAGUUGGCGUCGGGGAUGCUGCCGACUCUCUGCAGCCCAGUUCCGUUGUUUCAAUUCCGGCGUUCCUGCAUACAGCAUCAACCUGCCUAAUGGUUGCUUACGACGGCGUUUUGUUAUUUUCGCAUAGACUUUCCUAUGGAAAGUGGCAUUCAAAUGAAAGAUUAUAUUCCAACUCUUGAGUCUACGUCUUGCUUUGAGCUUGUUCGGUUUGAUGUUUCUGUCGAUCUUCGGUAGGUGGUGUUCACACAUCGAAAGUAUGGGUGGUUGAGGAGGGGUUGGCUGCUGUACCACGUUCGUUGCGAUUAGCACUUCGGUAAGGG